Molecule: messenger RNA, 1336 nt
Organism: Punica granatum (pomegranate)
Lineage: Eukaryota; Viridiplantae; Streptophyta; Magnoliopsida; Myrtales; Lythraceae
Source: RefSeq, a predicted model, not a curated record
GCCCCAGGAGACGUUACAAAACAGAGCAUGCAUUCAUCAGGACAAAGCUAUGGAAAAUUUUUGCCAUGAGAGUUCCAUGAAGAAGAAAGCCUUCUUCCUCUUCCUUUAGUACCCUUCGUCCCCUGCCGCCAUUGUUAAGCAUCACAAGCUCAAAAGAGAGAUCCCCUGCUUCCUCUUCCCGUGAAGCCUUGGAGGUGUAGGAAUACAGAAAAUGGAGGACCAGAAGCCUGCACUGGGAAGGUUCACAUGGAAAGUCAUGAACUUCUCAAAGUUGACUGAUCAGAAGUACUACUCAGACAUAUUUGCUGUUGAUGGGUGCAAAUGUCUAUUAAGCAGGCAGAUAUUGAUUUACCCAAAGGGGAGCAGUGAGGGAUUCUUUUCGAUUUACUUAAAAGUCGCUGACCAUGAAACCUUGCCAAUCGGGUGGAGCAGAGAGGUCAGCUUUAGUUUGACUAUCAUCAAUCAGAACUGCGGGGCACAUUCGACCAAACAUGGUGGGCAAUGCAACUUCAAUCAGCAAACUUCCUGCUUAGGCUUCUCAUCAUUUAAGCAUCUCAAUGAACUUCACGAUCUCACCAAAGGGUUCUUGGUGAAUGACACCUUGGUUGUUGAGGCCGAGGUCAUAGUCAACAAGGCCACUCCUCCUGUUGGUUUUCAUCUCAGUCUACCUCAGCGCAGUCCCCAGCACGCUGCUGUCCAAGCAAAUGAGUUUGAAUCCUAUCUGACAGGUCUGGAGGAUUUCAUUAAAAGCACCACUAAGACAGGAGGGUCGAGUUCAGAUUGUAGAACUCCGAGCUCGGAAGAGGUAGAGAAGGCUAAGAAUUUAUUAAAGGAGUGCCUUUCCGACUUCUUUGAACUGAGCAUAAAGGACAAGCUGUUGGCAGCACUUGUGACCCUAAGCUCCGCUAAAAGUGGGUUAUCAUCCGAACAGAAGAGGUCUAUCCAAACAUUUUGGGCAAACUUCGAUGACUUCUUUUCAGACUACCUGACCUGCGAGGAAGACGAAUUCAGGUUUGAGCUGCAUAGGUUUGGGACCGAACAGAUGCUUUGUGCCAUGAAAAGGAACCGUGAGACCCAUGUUCUUUACAAGAAGUUGUUGGAUAACCUCAGCAAGAAUGAGGAAGAGCUCGACCGUAAACUGCAGGAAGUGAAGUCUAAGAAGCGGAAGCUCAUGUCAGACUGGAAGGUUCUCAUGACUGAGUCAGAGGAAGCAAAGCUGAGAUACACAACUCAUGAGAAGAAACUAGAGGAGGCUGAGGAAAGGAGAAGAAGAGCUGAGGAACGACGGGCUAGAUUGAACGCAGUUUGGUCGAAUCUGAAGGCACAGUUCACCUGA